Chrysochloris asiatica (Cape golden mole) is the source of this 2751-nucleotide messenger RNA. RefSeq names its product PWP2 periodic tryptophan protein homolog (yeast) (gene PWP2). The transcript has 21 exons. NCBI's taxonomy places the organism in Eukaryota, Metazoa, Chordata, Mammalia, Afrosoricida, Chrysochloridae. Gene Ontology annotation, molecular function: protein binding. The record is from RefSeq and is a predicted model, not a curated record. The coding region runs from base 1 to 2751 and encodes 916 amino acids. Gene Ontology annotation, cellular component: Pwp2p-containing subcomplex of 90S preribosome; small-subunit processome. Gene Ontology annotation, biological process: maturation of SSU-rRNA from tricistronic rRNA transcript (SSU-rRNA, 5.8S rRNA, LSU-rRNA); ribosomal small subunit assembly.
AUGAAGUUUGCGUACCGGUUUUCAAAUUUGCUGGGUACAGUAUAUCGACGUGGAAACUUAAAUUUUACAUCUGAUGGAAAUUCAGUUAUCAGUCCUGUGGGAAACAGAGUUACUGUGUUUGAUCUUAAAAACAACAAGUCAAACACCCUGCCUCUGGCCACACGCUACAAUGUCAAGUGUGUAGGGCUCUCUCCGGAUGGCUGCCUUGCCAUCAUCGUGGAUGAAGGGGGUGAUGCCCUGUUGGUCAGCCUGGUUUGCAGAUCUGUACUCCACCACUUUCACUUCAAAGGCUCUGUGCACAGUGUGUCCUUCUCUCCCGAUGGCAGGAAGUUUGUUGUCACCAAGGGCAACAUCGCCCAGAUGUACCAUGCCCCUGGGAAGAAGCGAGAAUUCAAUGCAUUUGUCCUGGACAAGACCUACUUCGGACCAUAUGAUGAGACCACAUGCAUUGACUGGACGGAUGACUCCAGGUGCUUCGUGGUUGGGAGCAAGGACAUGUCCACCUGGGUGUUUGGUGCCGAGCGCUGGGACAACCUCAUCUAUUAUGCGCUAGGAGGACACAAGGAUGCUAUCGUGGCCUGCUUCUUCGAGUCUUGCAGCCUGGAUCUGUACACCCUGAGCCAGGAUGGGGCCCUGUGUGUGUGGCAGUGUGACACGCCCCCAGAAGACCUGCGGUUGAUGGCUCCCCGGGGCUGGAGGGCAGACCUGCUACAGCGGGACCAGGAUGUAGAGGAGGCUGAGGAUGGGGAGAAAGAGAUCACAGUGCGAGGGACCGCCACCCCGGCCGAGGAGGAGCAGAAAGGAAAAGUGAAGUACACACGGCUGGCCAAGUACUUUUUCAACAAAGAAGGUGAUUUUAACAAUCUGACAGCUGCUGCGUAUCACAAGAAGACCCACCUCCUGGUCACUGGAUUUGCUUCAGGAACCUUCCAUCUGCAUGAGCUCCCGGAGUUCAACCUCAUCCACUCCUUGAGCAUUUCCGACCAGAGGAUCUCAUCCAUUGCCAUCAACAGCACUGGGGACUGGGUGGCCUUUGGAUGCUCAGGGCUGGGCCAGCUGCUGGUAUGGGAGUGGCAGAGUGAGUCCUACGUGCUCAAGCAGCAGGGCCACUUCAACAGCAUGGUGACACUGGCCUACUCACCUGAUGGACAGUACGUCGCCACUGGCGGGGAUGACGGCAAGGUCAAGGUGUGGAAUACGCUCAGUGGCUUCUGCUUCAUCACCUUUACGGAGCACUCGAGUGGGGUCACUGACGUGACCUUCACGGCCACAGGCUAUGUCAUUGUGACCUCGUCCAUGGAUGGGACUGUGCGUGCCUUUGACCUUCACAGGUACCGCAACUUCCGCACGUUCACAUCUCCACGCCCCACACAGUUCUCCUGCGUAGCUGUGGAUCCCAGUGGUGAAAUCGUCUCCGCUGGUGCCCAAGACUCUUUUGAAGUCUUUAUCUGGUCCAUGCAGACUGGCAGGCUCCUAGACGUUUUAUCUGGCCACGAGGGGCCCAUUAGUGGUUUGAGCUUCAACCCAGCCAAGUCUGUGCUGGCCAGCGCCUCCUGGGACAAGACGGUACGUCUCUGGGACAUGUUUGACAGCUGGCGGACCAAGGAGACGCUGGCCCUGACCUCUGAUGUGCUGGCAGUGACUUUCCGACCUGAUGGUGCAGAGCUGGCUGUGGCCACACUGAACUCACAGAUCACCUUCUGGGAUCCUGAGAGCGCGGUGCAGACAGGCUCCAUCGAGGGCCGGCACGACCUCCGAGCAGGCAGGAAGGAGCUGGACAAGAUCACGGCCAAGCACUCGGCCAAAGGGAAGUCUUUCACCACCCUGUGCUACUCUGCGGAUGGCCAGAACAUCCUGGCAGGAGGUCUGUCCAAGUUUGUCUGCAUCUACCAUGUCAAGGAGCAGAUCCUCAUGAAGAAGUUUGAGAUCUCCUGUAAUCUGUCACUGGAUGCCAUGGAGGAAUUUUUGAACCGGAGGAAAAUGACAGAGUUUGGUAACCUUGCGCUGAUUGAUCAAGAUGCCGGGGAGGAGGACGGGGUGGCGAUACCACUGCCUGGUGUAAAGAAAGGUGACAUGAGCUCUCGGCACUUUAAACCUGAGAUCAGAGUGACUUCACUCCGCUUCUCCCCAACAGGGCGUUGCUGGGCGGCCACCACCACCGAGGGACUGCUCAUCUAUUCCCUUGAUGCCCGCAUGGUUUUUGACCCCUUUGAGCUGGACACCAGUGUCACACCUAGCCAGAUCCGCGCUGCACUGCGCCAGAAGGACUUCACACGGGCUAUCCUGAUGGCCUUCCGGCUCAAUGAGCAGGCCCUGGUGCAUGAAGCACUGGAGUCGGUGCCCCCAGACGAGGUUGAAGUUGUCAGCUCUUCAUUGCCAGAGGUAUAUGUAGAGAAGGUCCUGGAGUUUCUUGCUUCCUCUUUUGAGGUGUCUCGCCACCUGGAGUUCUACCUGCUGUGGACGCAACAGUUGCUCAUGCAGCACGGACAGAAGCUAAAGGCCAGGGCAGGGACGCUGCUGCCGGCUGUACAGUUCCUACAGAAGAGCAUCCAGAGGCACCUCAAUGACCUCUCCAAGUUAUGUGACUGGAACCGCUACAACAUGCGCUAUGCUUUGGCUGUGUCCAAGCAGAGGGGUAUGAAGCGGCCCCUAGAGCCACUGGGAAGUGAGGAUGCCGCCGUGUCCGAUGAUGAUGAGGACAGCCUGCACCUGCUCGGGGGAGCGGACGAGGAGAAAGAUACUUUGUCCUAG